Staurois parvus is the source of this 503-nucleotide messenger RNA. The record is from the annotation of a GenBank genome assembly. Lineage: Eukaryota; Metazoa; Chordata; Amphibia; Anura; Ranidae.
CUCACUUCACCCCUUUAGUCUCCUCUCGCAUUACUAACCUACUAAGCGACAUAUCACCAUGGAUGUCACUCCACUUCCUCAAACUCAAUCUUUCCAAAACUGAGCUCUUAGUAUUCCCUCCAGCCCGUGCCCCCUCCCCUGACUUCUCCAUCAGGAUCAAUAACACAAUCAUCAGUCCUUCCCCUCAUGCCAGGGUACUAGGUGUAAUCCUAGACUCCCAUCUGUCCUUUCAACCCCAAAUCCAAUCACUGUCCAAAUCUUGCUAUCCCCUCAUCAGUCUAUCAUGAAUGCUGCUGCCAGACUUAUCCACCUUACUAACCGUUCCAUAUCUGCCAUACUUCUAUGCCAAUCCCUCCACUGGCUUCUCAUUCAGUGUCCUCCAUCCCUCUCUGCCAGUCCCUCCACUGGCCCCCAUUCAGUGUCCUCCAUCCCUCUCUGCCAAUCCCUCCACUGGCUUCUCAUUCAGUGUCCUUCACCCCUCUCUGCUAAUCCCUCCACUGGCC